This is a messenger RNA of Portunus trituberculatus (swimming crab), 2412 nucleotides long. RefSeq lists its product as uncharacterized. The transcript has 5 exons. The record is from RefSeq and is a predicted model, not a curated record. The coding region runs from base 135 to 1622 and encodes 495 amino acids. Gene Ontology annotation, biological process: protein peptidyl-prolyl isomerization. Gene Ontology annotation, molecular function: peptidyl-prolyl cis-trans isomerase activity. NCBI's taxonomy places the organism in Eukaryota, Metazoa, Arthropoda, Malacostraca, Decapoda, Portunidae.
UGGGGAGUUGUGGAAGGUGUCAUAACGAUGUGGCAACAGUGCUCGCUCCGCCCCUUCAGGUGUGGGGAGCAGAGGUCCUCAUUUGCAGCUCUCAUCGCCUUCCGUCUCCUCACUGCGGUCCGCCAGAGGUGGUGAUGGCGUCCCGUGACUGUCAGGUGUGUCUGGAGCCUUACGAUGAGGAGGAGAGGAAGCCGCGGUGCCUUAGCUGCGGCCACACCCUUUGCAACUCGUGCAUCGCAGACUGUCUCUCCCGCGGCCCAUUGCUGUGUCCCUUCUGCCGCUUGGUGCACGCUGCGCCCGUCACCCGCGCCAGCGACGUGCCUGUCAACUACACGGUGAUCAACUUGUUGCAGGAUACCUCCUAUUCGCUGGUCUCACAGAGAGCAGAAACACUGUUGGCGGAGGUCAAGAAGGAAGCUAAUGAAUUCACCACAAGUCAGCUGGUGACGUGUAACUGCAGACUAACGAGGCUGCAUGACUUUCAGCAACGGCUGAACGAACAGUGCAGUGUCCACAGGGUGCACGUGCAGGCACUCAGGUCACUGGUGGAGCGCCACGAGGGCUUGCUGCAGGACAUGACCAGCAGGUCAGAGCAGGCCGCCGCCACCAUUACCGAGGGGAAGGAAAUAAAAUCCAGGCUGGAGUCAGCUCAGGCCAAGGUGAAUGGCGCUACUAACCUGCUGGAGGUGACGGCGGCACACGAGGAGGACCGUUGCUACAGGAAUACCGUGACGGAGUGGGACGCUGCCGCCCACCGUCUACUGCAGUCCCAGGUGGUCGCCGCGGCCAGGGAGCUGGAAUUCGUGACGGCCGCCGCCCUGCAGGCUGUGGUGGAGCGCAGCAUGUCGGCCGCCACCGCCGCCGUCACACCCACCAAGGCCAUUCAGCCACCGGUGCUGCAGGAGGAGGUGACGGAGCCCGGUGACACCUCGCAGCUAGUGCUCGAGAUGGUGAAGCAGGCCAGGCUGGUGGGCAGUAGCGUGUGGGCGACCACGACGAAAAGCGGUAGGCCGCGACGGGCUAGAGUGGACCAGCAGGGUGACCAUCUUUUCCUCUCCGCCCUACAGGAGGGGGAGCCUCCCCUGUACUCCCACACCUUGCCGUACGAGAAGGUGCGGAGCAUGGUGGACGAAGACCACCUAAAGGUGUUCCUGGAGUUAUCAUGGGGAGGGCAGGUGCAAGGCAGAGUGAACAUCAAGCUGACCAACGCCACCACCAGGACCAGGCACUUUUUCUACCUGUGCACGGGGGAGCUCGGACCUUCAUACGGUGGCACCUACCUGCUUGAGGUGGAAAAUCGUGGCCAGCCAGGAGAGCGAGUGUGGGGCGGCGACUACCAAGCCAACAACGGCACCGGCGGCGCUGCGAUGAAGGGCUUCACCAUGGGGGAGUUGACGGCACAGCCAGUGACGGCAGGCCUCGUGGCGAGCUUCUGCUACGGCAGCGACGACCACCGCAAGCCCUCACACUUCGUGGUGUACACCAGUGACUACCCGGUAACGUAUGAAGAGUGUCCCGUGGGCAGGGUGGACCAAGGCCUCGACCUCUUCCGCUUUGCUGCCAAGGUGACCAAUGUCCGUGACGCCAUCAUCACUGACUGCGGCCUCGUGCUGUCUGUGUGACGGGCUGUCCGGAACGGCAGGGCUGGGACGCCUGCCGCAGACCAUUUCGGCCCACGGCACCGGGAGGCGGGCGGGGCGGCGGAAAAAAAAAAAACGCGUCACAUCGUCCUUACCAGCUUGAGCACUGAGCACUCACUGUUGUCUGGUGUCCACCUGAAGCAGCUGCAGGCAGCAACACACUUGACAGAUAAGGCAGGACACCCGUCACAGUGUAUAUUACUUAGUAGAAAUGUAUUGAGUGACUAGCCGAGCGGGCCACGUGUGGUGUGUGUGCGUGUGUGCCCAGAUUAUCUUGGCAUAGGUGUCAGGGAGCUGUGCAUCCCUGGUGGAGCAAACAAGCACAGCAAACGAGGAAGCAAGACUUUCCCGCAUCUCUCCAUGCAGAUUCUGCCGAGACAGACACAUGCUCACCCUUCCCUAUCACUUGACAUCCAGACAUGUCCCUACCGCAAUACGUUAUCCACACAUCCGCGCGGGCACUGCUAUGCAAAAAUCAGAAGGCCAAGCUCACAACCUGUGGGUGAAGCAGGUGGUGCCACGGCGGUAUUUCCUUCGCUUUGCAGCUGGCAGGUGACUGUGACCGCCCUCACGCACCCGCCGCCCGGCCACCAAUGUUAUCUCUUGGGGAACUUAACAGUUAUUGUUUCAGCUGUGUAGCGUCCAGCUGGCUGAGAGAGAGAGAGAGAGAGAGAGAGAGAGAGAGAAAUUGUUAUAAAUAAUUAAGUGAUAUAUCGGCGUUGUUGUCUAUUGUAUCAUACUGUAUUCUAUAAGAAUAAAUACGUACACAUUA